AUGGAUAAGCUCUUGGAGGAAGAAUUCAUCGGCACCAUCUUAUGGGAAGAAAAAUCACUCCCCAAAGAUGCCAAGUCUGUUAUGGAUACCCUUAUCUUACAGACUAAUUUCACUCCAGCAUCUCUCAACAAAAUUUACUAUUUCAAGUCUGGGCCAGGAGGGAAGAGGGUUAAGAGUGGGUCUAUCUUUCAACCUGCUGCAUGCCAUGGCGCAAAAGCAGAAUGGCUGUUCGAUAACAGGAAUGUCCAGCUGAAGUUGUUGGUAGACUCCAGAAAACAGAAGAAGAAGGCACAGGUACAGAAGGGACAGGGACGAAAUGCAGGCAGGGCACAAAAGACACAACCACACGCACAGAUGAGCAUGGUGUCGGCCACAUUGACCGAUACAGAAGUGGGGAUACCGGAUUCAUCUUUCACAACACCUGAAACCGACAAGAGCUUCAGUGCCAAAGGAUACGAUGACAAGCACCCCAGCAAGAAGUGGCCUUGGGCAUCAGCAAUGACAGAGGGCAAGUGGACCCUCCUCUUCAAUGUCGUGCAAGCUGCCAUGCAUGCAAUGUACAAAAAAUUUUCCCCAAUCCCUCUGCUGCAUUCCCCUUUAGUGCCAUGA
Suillus subaureus is the source of this 609-nucleotide messenger RNA. RefSeq lists its product as uncharacterized. Lineage: Eukaryota; Fungi; Basidiomycota; Agaricomycetes; Boletales; Suillaceae. The record is from RefSeq and is a predicted model, not a curated record. The transcript has a single exon. Bases 1 to 609 code for a protein of 202 amino acids.